AUGUCUGGUCUUUCUCUUGCACAGGCGCGCUUGCGUGAAGAACGUAAAGCAUGGCGUAAAGAUCGCCCUUUUGGUUUUUGGGCAAAACCGCGAGAGUUAACAACUUCUUCAACCUCAAACAACACAGCAACAACCGGUAGUGGCAACAAUAAUCACAAUACUCAUACGAAUAAUAAUAAUAAUAAUAAUAAUCAUACAAGUAGUACGGGGUCAACAGUAGCUGUCUCAUCAAGUGGGAAUCAUACUCUUCACACCAAAACGACCCUUGGCUCUACUACUAGUACGACUACGAAUACGAAUGGUACGAAUAGUAAUACCAAUCAUAAUAGUACGAAUACUAAUAACGACGUCAUCAGCAGCAGCAGCGGCCCUACUACUACUAAUACUAUUAAUAAUAAUAAUAAUAAUAAUAAUAAUAAUAAUAAUAAUAAUACUGGAGGAGGAGGUGGAGGUUUGGAUCUGCUUGAGUGGGAGGCUGGUAUUCCUGGAAAGCCCGGCACUCCCUUUGAGGGUGGUGAGUUCCGCCUGCUACUCCGCUUUACGGAAGAUUAUCCAACCAAACCGCCCAAGUGUGUUUUCACGCCUGUGUUAUUUCAUCCAAAUGUCUACCCGAGUGGAACGGUGUGUUUAUCUAUUCUCAAUGAGGAGAAGGACUGGCGGCCGAGUAUCACGAUUAAACAGAUCCUGCUGGCUAUUCAAGAACUGCUGGAUAAUCCAAAUAUUAAAGACCCCGCACAGGAGGAACCGUAUAAAGUUUAUAUGCGAGAUCGUAAGGAAUAUGAAGAGCGGGUGCGGCAGGAGGUGGCGAAACACCACCAGAAACGUUUGGUGUAA
This is a messenger RNA of Trypanosoma theileri, 834 nucleotides long. Its product is annotated as ubiquitin-conjugating enzyme E2. The record is from RefSeq and is a predicted model, not a curated record. NCBI's taxonomy places the organism in Eukaryota, Euglenozoa, Kinetoplastea, Trypanosomatida, Trypanosomatidae. Gene Ontology annotation, cellular component: nucleus. The coding region runs from base 1 to 834 and encodes 277 amino acids. Gene Ontology annotation, biological process: protein sumoylation. The transcript has a single exon. Gene Ontology annotation, molecular function: SUMO conjugating enzyme activity.